Molecule: messenger RNA, 490 nt
Organism: Mytilinidion resinicola
Lineage: Eukaryota; Fungi; Ascomycota; Dothideomycetes; Mytilinidiales; Mytilinidiaceae
Exons: 1
Coding region: 129-455 (108 amino acids)
Source: RefSeq, a predicted model, not a curated record
CGCCAAAACUGGGCUUCUGGCGCUGCGGGACGCCUUGACUGGUUCGUCACCAGCACGGAUGACCCGGGAGCGAAAAGACGCAGGUGCCGGCCACCAAGCAGGAUCGCUUCCCAGCACGGCCGUCAGCCAUGGACGCCUCCUGGCCUAGAUUGCGGCCAGCGAUGCACGCGGAGGCACACCAACGCUCAACGGGCAUCGAUACGGGCCCAAGUCCACGCCUAGCUCAGCCGUCCUAUUGGAUUCAUCGACCGGUGGCGACUUGGCUUGCUGCAUUGGGCGUGCCCAUCGUGAGACUGGGCGCGAGCCUUUGUGGGCUCAUCCUGAUUGCGCAACCGGCCACGUUGUUGGGUGCGGAGACAGUCGCAGCGCCGUUCGCUCUCAGUUCGCCAGUGCGCAAGCCAGCUCGCGUCUUCACUCGCUGGCUGACGCUGCCGGGGGCGGCCCAGCGAGGUUAAUGAUGGUUCUCGGGCGGGAAGAUGGCCGUGGUUGA